AUGCGUCGAAGUUUUGAUUACGGCAGGGGUCCCCAGUAUGGCUGGGAUACGACGUCCCUCGAGUACACUGAACACAUUACUCGAAUGGAAAGAAUGCCUAGUAUGAUCAUCGAUGCCCCUUACAACCCCAGUGUGCCUUCAAGGUUGCACGACAAAGUCAUUUUUGAAGAAGAAUGGGAGGAUAAACAUCAGCAAGUGAAUCAUUAUAAGCAUCAGAGUGACGACUCGAAGAAGAAGGUUCAGUUUGCUGACCACGAAGAGAAAACCAUUGAAAUCAUUAGAGAUGGCAAAGGUGAACAAGUUUAUGUUGAACAAGAUAUCAACAUGAGAGCUGAUGGAUUCAUCAAGCAGAAGCACAAGAACUUUGAGAUGCAGAAGUGGGCAACUUUCAAAGCUUAUUAA
Oldenlandia corymbosa var. corymbosa is the source of this 402-nucleotide messenger RNA. The record is from the annotation of a GenBank genome assembly. Lineage: Eukaryota; Viridiplantae; Streptophyta; Magnoliopsida; Gentianales; Rubiaceae.